Nymphaea colorata (pocket water lily) is the source of this 1047-nucleotide messenger RNA. RefSeq names its product acidic endochitinase-like. NCBI's taxonomy places the organism in Eukaryota, Viridiplantae, Streptophyta, Magnoliopsida, Nymphaeales, Nymphaeaceae. Gene Ontology annotation, biological process: carbohydrate metabolic process. The record is from RefSeq and is a predicted model, not a curated record. The transcript has a single exon. Gene Ontology annotation, cellular component: extracellular region. The coding region runs from base 44 to 1012 and encodes 322 amino acids. Gene Ontology annotation, molecular function: chitinase activity.
AGGAUCCACAAUCUCCAUCUCUCUGAAAUCUCUGUCUCUAUAUAUGGUUGGUGCAGAUCUUCACUUACUGCAACAAUCGACAAUGGCUUCCUUCCUUCUUCUCCUCUGCGCCAUUGGUGCUUUGAUUCCCUUCUCAAUUGCAGGGGACAUCGCGAUCUAUUGGGGCCAAAAUGGCAACGAGGGUUCCCUGGCAAGCACAUGUGCCACGGGGAGGUACGCCUACGUGAACCUCGCCUUCCUUUACAUCUUCGGCAGCGGGAGAACCCCACAAAUCAACCUCGCCGGCCACUGCGUCCCUGCCUCCGGCGGCUGCACCGGCCUGAGCAGCGACAUAAGGUCUUGCCAGCAGCGGGGCGUCAAGGUAUUGCUCUCCCUGGGUGGCGGCGCUGGCUCCUACAGCCUCUCCUCCACCGAAGACGCAAGGCAAGUCGCGGAGUAUCUAUGGAACAACUUCCUGGGCGGGACCUCCGCCGGCCGGCCGCUGGGCGACGCCCCUCUCGACGGCAUCGACUUCGACAUCGAGCUGGGCUCGCCGAAUUACUUCGACGAUCUAGCGAGGUUUCUGUCCGGGUACAGCUCGAGGGGGAGGAAGGUGUAUUUGACGGCGGCUCCUCAGUGCCCGUUCCCCGACGCGAUGCUCGGACCGGCGCUGAACACGGGCUUGUUCGACUACGUCUGGGUGCAGUUCUACAACAACCCUCCCUGCCAGUACUCUUCUGGGGGUGCGACCAACUUGGCUAAUGCGUGGAACCGAUGGACUUCUAGCAUUAAGGCGACCAGGAUCUUCCUUGGACUUCCGGCAGCGCCGGCGGCCGCCGGCAGUGGCUUCAUACCCACAAAGGACCUCAUCUCAACCGUGCUUCCCGUAGUGAAGAGUGCUUCCAACUACGGAGGGAUCAUGCUGUGGUCCAAGUACUAUGAUGAUACGACAGGGUAUAGCGCAGCUGUAAAACCUUGUGUAGAGAAGCAGCUGCCUGGAUUUGGGAAACAAAAUAACCAUCUCUACGUAUGAAUAUUUUUCAUCAAUAAAUACCAUUUUAUCGUGUU